This is a messenger RNA of Panicum virgatum (switchgrass), 1122 nucleotides long. RefSeq lists its product as uncharacterized. The transcript has 2 exons. The record is from RefSeq and is a predicted model, not a curated record. Bases 166 to 684 code for a protein of 172 amino acids. Lineage: Eukaryota; Viridiplantae; Streptophyta; Magnoliopsida; Poales; Poaceae.
CAGCCGAGCCGAGCCGAGCCAAUCCAUCACCCCGUCCCUCCCCCGAUUUCUAUUUCCCGUUUCCCACCUCAAUCAACUAUUGUCUCGUCUCCUCCCCCUCUCGGUCGGGCGCUCUCUCCUCCUCCUCCUCCUCCCGCGCCCCCUUACCGUCCCACCUCCUCGGUAAUGGCGGCCGCGGCGUGGGCGCUGGUGGUCGCGGCGGCGGCGCUCGCGGCGGGGGCGCGCGGGGCGCCGGGGGCGACGGCGGCGGCGGAGGCGGCCAACGCGGUGCUGCGCGCGCACCAGCUCCCGGGCGGCCUGCUGCCCCGGUGGAUCACGGCGUUCCGGCACGACGCCGCCACGGGCCGCUUCGAGGCCGAGCUGGAGGCGCCCUGCAUCGCGCGCUUCGAGGUCGACCUGCGCUACAACGCCACCGUGGCCGGGGUCAUCAGCAGCGGCCAGAUCGCCUCCAUCUCCGGGGUCGCCGCCAAGGACCUCUUCAUGUGGUUCCGCGUGCAGGACAUCAGGAUCGACGACUCCUCCGCCGGCGUCAUCAUCUUCAACGUCGGCGUCGUCAAGAAGCACUUCCCGCGCGCCGUCUUCGACGCGCCGCCGCCCUGCACGCCCGAACCGCUCACCCGCACCACACCGCAGCGGCUGGAGGACGUCGACGGAGUGCUCACGGGCGGCGCCGCGUCGCAAUGAUGGGACGGGCGAUCCGGCGGCGCCGGCGAGCCGGGACCACCAGAAGCGCAGUUUUGAGAGGAGAUGAUCGCCGGCCGGCCGGCCGGCCUUCUUCCGUGCACAUACAAGAUAGCGUGGGCAUUCCUUCUGUUUUCGCCUACUCCUAGCUAGCGACCAACCAACGCCGUCCGCAUCGUUUCGUCACCUCUGUUCUUGUUGUCGUCCAUGUCCGUGUCCUUUGCGGGCGGAAGCCGGCGGCCACGGAGAAUCCUGCCGAUUUGGCAGGCAGCGACGGGGGAAGGAAGGAUGCUCGCUCGGCCCGGUCGCGUUGCUUGCGCGCCUUCCUUGUUCACCUCCUCAUGCUCCGGCGGCGGCGGCCGUCGGCGAUAUUUUUCGCGGUAAUGGAUGGUUCUUGUACAUUCUCAUGUCCAGGGUCGAAAUCAUAUGAUUGCUUCGAUA